AUGCGACGAAACUUUUCCAACUCCGGCAAUUACCGGAAUCCAUGUUUGACGAUGCACCAGCCCUGGGCUUCUCUCCUCGUUUACGGGAUCAAGCGUGUCGAGGGCAGAUCAUGGCCCGCUCCAAUCACAGGUCGUCUUUGGAUUCAUGCCGCCAGUAAAGUUCCGGAUGAGUCCACAAUCAAAGCAAUGGAAUAUUUCUACAAGGAGAUUUAUGCGCUCGAUGGCAUCACUGAUAUCCAAUUUCCCCAACACUACCCCGUUUCUAGGCUUUUGGGCUGUGUUGAAGUAGUUGGCUGCUUAACACGUGACGAGCUAGCGUGCUGGGAGAUGGUUCCUGAAGGGGUGAGGUUGGAAGCACAGACUGAUUAUUGCUGGCUGUGUGAACGGCCACAGAAAUUGUUGAUUCCAUUUGAGAUGCGGGGGUACCAAGGUGUUUAUAACCUGGAAAGGAAGAUUUAUGAUGCUGCAGUUAGAGGGCUGUCCCCGGUUAAUGGUCCCCUGCCAGUGAAAUUCCCACUUCUAGAUCCACGAGAUCAAUUUUCAUUGAAGCCAGGUUCCAUCUCUGCGCUUACUCCUAAUUCAAAAGCAACUGAAGUGGACAAAUCAUCCAGUAUAAGUCUGGCCAUAGCUGGGGCACAGGCAGCAUCCGUUCAGUUCUCAAAGAAGGAUCAGAAGCCUCAUAGUACUACUGCUCGGAACGAUGCACCUGCUACAAUGAAUGCUGAUGACGAGGACACAAAUAUUGCAAGAUCUUAUAAUCUACGAUCACGAGACAGGUCUAUGGAAAAGGACAAUAUACCAUCCAGUGUGUUAAAUAAGAAUUUUGACGAUGGGACCUUGCCAUCACAUCAUGCAAUGCAAAGAAGUAGUAAUAAUAGUGAGGGGAGCAGUAGGGAUAAUCGGUUUACCGCUGCAGGAGCAGAUUUGAAACAGUAUCCUCGAGCACCGUCUAAGAUUUUUGCUGCUGCUUUGAAAAGCCUGAAGCAAUGA
Messenger RNA from Sphenostylis stenocarpa, 990 nucleotides. Lineage: Eukaryota; Viridiplantae; Streptophyta; Magnoliopsida; Fabales; Fabaceae. The record is from the annotation of a GenBank genome assembly.